Falco peregrinus (peregrine falcon) is the source of this 1516-nucleotide messenger RNA. It is a transcript of the gene IFT46, whose product is annotated as intraflagellar transport 46. Gene Ontology annotation, biological process: cilium assembly; intraciliary transport. The record is from RefSeq and is a predicted model, not a curated record. The transcript is spliced from 11 exons. NCBI's taxonomy places the organism in Eukaryota, Metazoa, Chordata, Aves, Falconiformes, Falconidae. The coding region runs from base 73 to 1194 and encodes 373 amino acids. Gene Ontology annotation, cellular component: intraciliary transport particle B; motile cilium; centrosome.
GGGGGCGCCGCGGCGGCCGCGCCGCUCUAGCCCGCGGCGGGCGAGUCGCCAUGGCAACGGCGGCAGGGCGGCAUGGCGGAGCGACGGGCGCUGGAGACCCGCCUGGUGGAGAACCAGCUGUACGACGAGAGCCUGGAGCUGCCGGAGGCCGAGGAGGCGGGCGGCGCGGCGGUGCGGCCGGCCGGGGCUCGCUCGCCACGGGCAGGGGGUACAGGCCGCCCCCGGGACUGCCGCCGGCCGGGCCCACCCGGAGCAGGCGGCGGCGCGGCCGAUGGCGGCAGUGACGAGGAGGGCAGCGGCGGCAAGGAGGAGGCAGCGGCCCGCUCGGCGCCCCCCGCUGACCCCAGCGAGGGCGAGGAGGAGGAGGACGACGACGACGACGACGACUCGGCCUCGGAGGAGGAGGAUUCCUCUGAGACAGACUCAGAGGAUGACGCGGAGGAUCGCGGGGCUGUGGUGGAGGGUGACUUGAGUCUAGGUGAUUAUGACUACCUGCCAGUAUCUUCUGAAAUCAAAGAACUCUUUGAGUACAUCAAGAGGUAUACUCCCAAAACAAUAGAGAUUGAGCACAAACUGCAGCCUUUUAUUCCAGACUUUAUUCCUGCGGUUGGAGACAUUGAUGCAUUCCUGAAGGUUCCUCGUCCUGAUGGCAAGCCUGAUAACCUUGGCCUGCUGGUCCUGGACGAGCCAUCGACCAAGCAGUCAGAUCCCACUGUGCUCUCCCUUUGGCUGACAGAGAACUCCAGGCAGCACAACAUCACACAGCAGAUAAAAGUAAGGAGUUUGGAGAAUGCAGAGAACAACUCCAAAGCCAUUGACAACUGGAUUGAAAGUAUCAGUGAACUGCACCGCUGCAAACCUCCUGCCACUGUGCAUUACACCAGGCCAAUGCCCGACAUCGAGACCUUGAUGCAGGAGUGGUCACCAGAAUUUGAGGAGCUCUUGGGAAAGGUGGGCCUCCCGACUGCAGAGAUGAACUGUGACCUGACCGAAUACAUCGACAUGAUAUGUGCCAUUCUGGACAUCCCUGUGUACAAGAGUCGGAUCCAGCCUCUGCACAUCCUCUUCUCCCUCUACUCGGAGUUCAAGAACUCACAGCAUUUCAAGCCCCUGGCUGAUGGGAAGAAGGACAGGAGCCCACCAUCCAACGCACCUUCACAAGUGGCAGAUGCGGAAGUGUUAAGCUUUACUUGAAGCUUCACAUUAAACAUUCAUCUCCUGGAUCAACAUCUGCUGCUAGACACGAAGACUUGACCAAAGCAGCCUAUGAAGCAGCGUGCAGCACUUUGGAAGCCACCCUGGUUUUGCAGAUGCUGCUGAACUGUUCUGCAUUCAUAGAGUAGAACUUUACUCAUCGCAUUUAUUGUAGAAGCAGCCUAAUUGCUCCAUCUCAGCAGUAAACUGGCUCUUCCCGAUGGCAGGCUCCCUGUGCCAUAGAUGCUGCAGAACAGGAGCUCCUCAAGUGCACACUAGAAGUACCAGAGCAGGUGGGAAUAAAUUCCAUGCUCAGACACAA